CCGGUCUUUCCAAUGUUAUGGCUACUUCUAUGAAUAGACACACGUCUCCCUCCCACAACUGCGAUGCAAAACAUUUCAGUGUAACCGGCUGAUCGUUCAACUAUGAUGAAUUACAUGUGAUUUUAUCAACGAAGACAAAGACUGACUUUCAAGAAUGGGUACGUGCUGUAGUACCGGUGCUGUUCAAGAAAACUACCUCUCUAUCCCUAUGUCGACAGGGGUACAAGGGAAGGCCGGCGGAGCGGUGACGGAUCUGGAGACGUUGUUCAAAUCCUGGGCUUGGGAAAACUACCUGAGAAGUGCAAAGGGGAAGAAACUCAAAUUUCGAGAAGCUCAGAUACAGCUUGUCUGGGAUCAUGUCAAGUGCAAGUCAGACAAGCCUGUAUACACACAACUGGAGACUCCGAUCCCCGGGACCAGCGCGGGCGUUCCCUCGACCGAGACCCAGGUAGUCUUCACAUCACGGUAUCAGAACGAUACUGCAGUCGCACAGACGCAUGCCUUCAGAGCUGAGAAGACGACGAACGCUACCAUUACAACAACCAUUACGAAAGGGUUCGCUAAGGAAGGAAGCUUUGGGCUGGAGUUGUCCCUACCCGCUGACGUCGCCAAGGCAACGAUUGGGUUUGGUCUCAACUACACUGUUGAAACUGCCGAGGAGCAUACCAUCGCAAAGUCAAUGACGUGGGCCACAGAUACAACAGUGACGUCAGAACCGAAGUCAGUCACUCUGGCAGAGCUUGAGAUUGAGGAACAAGCUUCCAGCUGGACAUUCGAGGUCAAGGUCACCAUCAAAGGGCGGAUAACUGCAGUUAUCAAAGGUACCAAGGGCAUGACAUCUGUUGCCAUGACGAUUGAUGGAGAUGUCGCAACUAUCCUUGAAGAUCGUCGAGCAGGAACUGCAUCGUCUGUACCCAAGGAUGUUGAGAUUAAACAUGGCAAGGUCACUUGGCCGGUAACGGGCAAAUGUGACUUCCGGUUCGGCGUGUCCCAGAAAGUGAAAGUCUCGCCUGCACAACCAAUAGAUAAGAAGUAGUAAUGAAAUUUAGAUUUUUUUUAAAUCCCCACACUGAUGCGUAAUACGUAAGAAGUUUCAAAUGGUAAUAGAGUUCCAAACCAUUCACUAGUGCUUUGUCCCAUGCUUGUCGACUAACGGGAUCGGGUGGUUAGGGUCGCUGACACGGUUGACGCAUGUCAUCGUGUCCCAAUUUCGUAGAUCGAUGCUCAAGAUGUCAGUUGAUUGUCUGGUCAAGGCAGACUGUCGUCAUCGAUGAUUUUAUCGGAUUUAAAAACAAAACCUAGGUUUAUGUUUCCAAGGUUUCCAAAAUUAAUUUUCGUAUUACCAUUCCGGUUCUAAAUGGCUUAGUUGCCAAAUUCGACCUUUCAAAUUGCUGCUUUGAAUAAAUAUCUAUGUUUCAUGAGGUCGAACUUUUUCGAAAGAAGUGCAGUUACGUCAACGAUCAUUUAAAGAGGUGUUUCGCAAAAUCCCUGAAAGUUCAUUCAGGUAGCUUGAACGUCGCCAUUAUAAACCGGAGACGUUUACAUCUCUUAUAAGUUCUUAAGAUGAGUUGAUUCAGAAAGCCGGAAACGGCGUCUGUUACCAUGGAAACAUGUGUACAUGUAUUUGUCGGCUGUGUCACUGUGGAUCAAAACAAAAUUCUCCUUUAUUGUCCAAAUUCAGUGUACAUGCUUGUUAUCAUUUCCCCUACAGUUCUAUGUUUACAACACUGGUAUGAUUCCAGUAUUGAAAACAGGCAGUACAUGAACGCCUGGUAAUAACUUUCUGUUUAAUCAACAAUAACAUUUAGCGUUGCAUCGGUAAUAUUACAGUAAUUUAUUAUUGUUGAUAAACCAAAUUUCUUUCAAAACGCACAUAGUAUAUGCUUACUUUUAAAAGCAAAGAAAUUAUUAUUCAACACGGAUAUGUUUGUAUUUUUAUCAUACCUUGUUUCACCAUUUUCAUGUAUUGAAGUAGAUGAGCAAUUACAUGUAUAUGGUGUGUGUGACAAUGUGGUUACAGAGCUUUUACUAGCGCUUCCGAUAAUAUUUUUCGCUUUGUAAUGUCAAUACAUGUACUUUUAUAAUUUUGUGCUUUAUAUUAUUCUGUUCUGACAAAUACCCUGGACCGAUGUCCGCCACAUAUCUGGAAAAAAAGGUUAACAAAUGGUACUUGAUGUUAACCUGCCUGGCACACGGCAUAAGGUGAUAAAACGGCCGGUCAGCUCGUAGUCAGUAUAAUGUGUGUCAGAGUAGGGUAUACAUGUAUAAAUGCCACGUGGUGUCCCACUCAGCUGGAUCUAUGACAGUCAAUUUACCUGGACUAGUACACGCAUGUACACCGUAAUGUUAAUCUUUAGCUUCAUCUUCUUCCUGUCCAUUUGCAGCAACUCUUAACAUACAGAUUUAAUAAAAACAAACACUUUU
Molecule: messenger RNA, 2424 nt
Organism: Haliotis rubra (blacklip abalone)
Lineage: Eukaryota; Metazoa; Mollusca; Gastropoda; Lepetellida; Haliotidae
Exons: 5
Coding region: 155-1036 (293 amino acids)
Source: RefSeq, a predicted model, not a curated record